This is a messenger RNA of Perca fluviatilis (European perch), 1457 nucleotides long. RefSeq names its product developing brain homeobox 1a (gene dbx1a). NCBI's taxonomy places the organism in Eukaryota, Metazoa, Chordata, Actinopteri, Perciformes, Percidae. Gene Ontology annotation, molecular function: DNA-binding transcription factor activity, RNA polymerase II-specific; DNA binding. Bases 81 to 1034 code for a protein of 317 amino acids. The record is from RefSeq and is a predicted model, not a curated record. Gene Ontology annotation, biological process: regulation of transcription by RNA polymerase II; cell differentiation in spinal cord. The transcript is spliced from 4 exons.
UUCACACGACUGAUUCUCUCCCAGCUGACACGAGGAGUAUCUCAGAUUUCACACACAGAUUUUUUUUUUAAACCGGGACCAUGAUGAUCCCAAGCGUGCUCGCGCCUCCUGCCUUCUACCCGGGGCUGUACCGGCCUGCCGCUGCUCUGCCGUUCCACCACAACCUGCCGUCCGCCUUCCAGACCCACUCCAGCUUUCUCGUGGAGGACCUGCUGCGGAUAAGCCGCCCCGCCGCCUUCAUUAACCGGACUGUCCCGUCAGCGUGCGCUUCCCUGCCCACAGCCACCACCACCGUGUCCUUCAGCAACGCGCCCGCGGAGCGCGCUGUGGCUACGACCGCGGUGACGCGCGAAUCGUGCUCGCCGAAAAUGUCGGUGUCGAGCAACAAGGACCCAACUUUUCUCAAGUUUGGAGUGAGCGCCAUCCUCGCACCUUCACCAAAGACCGCGUCCUCACACCCGGCACUCCACAGCAUGCACUGCAAGACCUUCCCCAUCCCCUGCUAUGACGGAACCUUUCACCCAAUAUUCAGGACGCCUUAUUUACCAGUAUCUUCAUCCGUUGUCCCCAUUCCCGGGACCUUUUCGUGGCCCCUGGCCGCCAGAGGGAAACCCCGGAGAGGGAUGCUGAGGAGGGCGGUGUUCUCCGAUGUACAGCGCAAGGCCUUGGAGAAAAUGUUCCAGAAACAGAAAUACAUCAGCAAGCCCGACAGGAAGAAGCUGGCCUCUAAGCUGGCCCUCAAAGACUCACAGGUGAAAAUCUGGUUCCAGAACCGGCGGAUGAAGUGGAGGAACUCUAAGGAACGAGAGCUGCUGUCAUCCGGCGGCUGCCGCGAGCAGACGCUGCCCACCAAAGCCAACCCGCACCCAGACCUCAGCGACGUGGGCAAGAAGUCCUCCGCUGAGGAGGAAGAUGAGGAAGAAGAGUUCAGAAGAGAGAGAAUGAGGGCGGAGUCCAGCAUCUCCUCUCCAUCUCUUUCCAGUAAGCACUCGGACUUCUCAGAGUCAGACGAAGAAGAAAUAACAGUAUCUUAAUUUAUUUUAAAAAGCAAAUAUAGAGACUAUAACCCAUGUUUUGUUUUCAUAUGAGACUGUGACCACAUUUGUAAGAAGCUGCCGGCCAUAAAGAGGACCCCAUAAAUGCCAGUGUUAAAAAAAAGCUCCACUCAAGUUUGUUGCUUCAUCAGCGCAUGCGCACUGUACAGGAUCUGCUUCUGAGACACAAUUUGCUGUUUUGCACAGCUUUGUUCAAUUGUACAGUAUUUUGUACAAUUUUGUAUGGAAAUUUUAUGCCAAGAAUAUUGAGUUACUUUUACCUUGACCUUGAAUAGAGUUGUUUAUUGAAAAAUGUAGUAUUUCGAUAAUAAUUUAUAUGAAUUCGUUUAAUUAAGUAUUAUGUGUUGUAUAUAUGUUUAUUUCACACUUUUUGUACAAAUACCAAAUAAAAUUGUAAACAAU